Diaporthe citri is the source of this 1164-nucleotide messenger RNA. RefSeq lists its product as uncharacterized. The coding region runs from base 1 to 1164 and encodes 387 amino acids. The record is from RefSeq and is a predicted model, not a curated record. The transcript has 3 exons. NCBI's taxonomy places the organism in Eukaryota, Fungi, Ascomycota, Sordariomycetes, Diaporthales, Diaporthaceae.
AUGCUAAAGAUAUACGACGGCUUCAGCCUUACCCUCAUCUUGUGGCUGGAUGGUGCAGACUAUUUCUCGAACGCGGCCAACCGCAAGGGCGAUCUAUUACGUCUGAACGAUGAUGCUCCACUCCGUCCGCCGAGCGCGCGAGACUUGUCGGGUGUUGGAAACAAGGACACAAUAUCGAAGGAUAAUACUUGCGGUGCCGAGGCGAGGACAGCCAACCUCUUGGAAUACAUGGGGCGCAAAGUUUGCAAGAUAUCAGGCGAGGAAGAGCGGCCAGGAGCAUUGGGCAUAUCCAUAUUGGGUAGACGGCAGGAGGAAUCGCUCGCGCCCCACCAUCAAUAUCCCCUGGCUUCGACGACAGUCCAUGAAUCAGACGGCGAGGCACAACAGCACAUGCGACAACAACAAAUGAAACAACAGCGCCUCCAGGCACUGCAACAGCAGCAGAGACAAAUGAUGGCGCAGGAGAUGUAUGGUGACAUGCCCGGUGGUAUACAGACGGUGGGCAAUACUACGCAGAUAGAUCCUGCGAAGAUGUCCCAGGUACAAAUGAUGCAACACAUGCAACGACUGCAAGACGAACAUAGACAGAUGAUGGCGCAGAGAAUGCAGGGUGAUAUACCAGGAGGCAUGAAGAAGACGGGCAAGAUGCAGAUAAAUCCUGCGAAGAUAGCAGAGUUCCAGGCAGUGCAGCAGAGGCAAUUGGCAGCCGUCAGCAGCACACGCGACUCCACCAUGAACAGCAGGUGUGCCUCCACCCGAGCGCUCUUAAAAGCACGACAGCAGCAGCCGACAGGCCAGCAGGUGGCUCAGGGGCAGUAUCUGAGCCAGAAGAUACCGCAAAAUCAAUUUGGACAGCAGGCUCAACUGCAGCAGAGAGUUGCCCUACAAACGCAAGAUCCGAUCUCGAUGUUGAGUAACAAGUUAUUCCAGGAGAACCUGGCCGGCUGGUUACAGCAGCAACAUCUGAGGCAAGAGACGUGCCCACCAGAGUUACUGGAGAAGUUUAAAGCACAAUGCUUAAGCUCGGCCAGGCAGAAGGCCAUGCAGCUGAGGCAGCAACAGCAACAGGCUUUGGCUAUGCAGCGGAAGCGGCAGCAGGCCAUACAAGGCCAAAUGGGCAGUCAAGGGUCUCCUAUUAUGACCGCGUGUCUUUUCGGAUCAUGA